AUGAUUAUGUAUAGUGAUAAUGCUGGGACCAUGUUCAAUAAACCGCACCCGGUAGCUUCUUUCAACUCCCCCAUGGGUCAAGUCGAAAAUGCAUUCAUACAGAGCUUGGGAUUUUCCGUUGCAGAGGCGAUGCAGCGACUUGUGACAGAUGAGGUACUGCACGAGGUUGAUGCACGACAUAUUCAUCGGCUGCUUGCAGAAAAAAACCCGACUGCACGAGACGUUGUGUUGAAACUGGAGCAAUCUGGCGGGUCGUCCUCGAGGCAGGCCGUUACUGACUUCCGAAAAAGUGUGAUCAGACUCUUCAAAGAGCAAUACUCGCACCAAAGUAAGAAGAAUAAGAAGAGUAACGGCCUAUCAGCACACAGGUGGUCCCUUAAUUCCAACGAAGUAGCUCAUGUUCUAGCUGCAGAUCAGGGUGAAAAUCCUCCUGCAAACAUCAAACCACCAGUGACUAUUACCGCAAUAAAAAAAAGCAACAAGAAUAAUUAUUCGCGUAAAACACCCAACACUGGUGUGCCCGUGAUUGAAAAUGUCUGCCAUCAUCUGGCGCAACGUGUAGCUGAACUUCACGUUACUAAAAGUAGUCGACCAAAGGUUGUCUUGGUGGGCCGAGGAAAAUACAAUCCAAUUCACAAAAUGCAUCUGCGUCAUUUUGUCAUUGCGCGGCAAUUCUUGGAAGAGCGCACAAGAUUUUCUGUGCUUGGCGGCCUGUUGGUGCCAAAACAUGCCACAGAUGUAAGGCAAAGAUGUCGAACACGACCGCAAGAGAUAAUCACUCCGCGGCAUCGCCUUGCGAUGGUGCGGGCUGCUGUUGGUGGGUCUCCCUGGCUCACAGUUGAUAGCUGGGAGAUUACCCGGCGCAGAGUCUUAGACUAUUUAAGUACACUUGAUCACAUUCGUCAACUCUUUGAGCAACGCUUUCCGGAUCUUAUGGCACCAGUUCGCUUUGUCCUAUUAGUGGCGCCUGAUCAAUUAUUGCAGCUAAAUCUUGGCGAGCUUAAGGACGCGGGGCAUGAAUGCAUCACUAUUUGCCGUCCUCAAGAGCAUAAGCGCCUGCUGAGGCAAAUGGGGAACAGAUGGCGAAACGUCGCGCAUGUGGUCGAGGAUAACGCCUUGCUCUCUGUUGAGCUUGAGUCGUGUUGUUCUAGCAAGAUACGCCAUGCCCUUAUGUCUGGUGACUUCGAUGCAAUAGCUACAAAUGUCCCUGGAGCUACGCUUGAUUACAUUAAAUGUCACCGCCUUGCCCAAAAAAUGUCGGGGAUCCAGGACUGGACCAGAUGGGAUAAAGAUUUUGCGGAUGGUGAGGUGCGUUUCGAGGGUAAAUAUAUACCUUAGAUUAGGACAUUAUGCAGGGCGAAGAAGAUCGCGGCUAUCGGCGAAACCCAAAAAAAAUUGUCAAAGAGAGUACCUCCUUCAUGAAAAGCUGACAUAUCAAUCCAGAAUUUGGCGCCGCUUGCUAUAGCCCUUGACUCACUCGAAGUCUAUGAAAAAGAGCAGGUGGAACCGCGUGAACUCUGGAGCCAAGUGAAGAGUAAGGGGCAUUUCCCCGUUUUUAGCUUCAACCCAGAAAUUUCCCACGAAGAAAACAAAGGUACUAAGGUGAGGUGAGGCCGCCCCUGGCCAGCGCAUAUAAGUGGAUGAGGAUCUCGAAGCUACUCCUUCCGCUGUUUAUGUUUCUGAAGACCUCUAGGCGUGACUUUUCGUCAAUUCAGGCCAUCGAUCGGCACUCCCCAUUUCCUCAUUCCCCACGAGUCAUUUGGCCUGAGUCGCAACAAACAGCUGCCCUUGACCUCCGAGGACAAAAAAGUAUUUCUUUUCUCGGGCGACGCGGGCUUAUUACAGCCUGAGCCUCUGAGUUCCCCAAAAUGCGCCACUGGCAUGGUUACUUCAUUUCACAGGGGACCUGGGACUCGGAUGAUUCGGCUACUUCCCGAUUCCCCGCUUCUUUCGUAACCCUUCCACGCCGGGCCGGGGCCUACUAGCUUGUACUUGAACCACG
This is a messenger RNA of Pelagomonas calceolata, 2002 nucleotides long. Lineage: Eukaryota; Pelagophyceae; Pelagomonadales; Pelagomonadaceae. The record is from the annotation of a GenBank genome assembly.